AACAAGCGAGGAGGGAAAGUAAAACUACCCUCCAUAUUGAUGCCACCUUCAGAGUUCGAGCAUGAAGAGAAAGGAGAGGCACUUUACGCUAUGGAAUUGGCACUGUCUCUGGAGAAGCUAACAAAUGAAAAACUGUUAAACCUGCACAGUGUUGCAGAUCGGAACAAUGAACCCCAGAUGGCAGAUUUCAUUGAGAGUGAGUUCUUAACUGAGCAAGGGAGUAUAGAAGCUUUGAUUUUCUUCCUAUUGGAUUCAUUAGUUGCUUGAAUAAUUGUUAGGUAGAUUUAAUUACAAUUUCUUAAGUGUGCCUUGCUACUUAAGCAUUAGAACAACAUCCACAAUCUAUUCUGUCCAUGGGGCAACAACAGAGAGUUAACAAACAAAUUCUAUAUUAAAUAUGAUAGUCACGAAUUGUUUGGAGUGUGAUUGAUGCAUUUUGCAACACAGGUUGAAGCCAUUAAGAAGAUAUCAGACUAUGUUAGUCAACUGAGGUUCGUCGGAAAAGGCCACGGUAAAUAUUAUGCCAACUCCCUCCAAAUUUACAAUCUUACAGCAAUCCUUUUAUCUGCUUGUGAUAUUUGUAAUCAUUCUUUGCUUAAAAGCUUCCUUUCUGAUGGCCUUGCACGAGUCAGUCUGGCACUUCGAUCAGAUGCUUCUUCACGGGGGAGCUGCUGCUUGAUGAAUAAAUCGAUUCUUGUUCAUUAUGAUGUAAAACUGUUCCUUGUGCUGGAAUUAGGGGGUAUUUCUGUUUUCAAGAUUUGGGUUACUGGAGGCUAAUAAUAAGUUGAUAUUGUCAGAUAGAUGUGUGGUAUAUUGGUCCAGUGAUUGGUGAAAAUCUUGGGCUAGUGUAGUAACAGAUGGCGGUGUAGGGAUAUGGAUAGUACUGAAAAGCUGUGAUCGAUUAGGUACAUGACUUUCAAGUUAAAAGUUUACAAUCAAUCAAAUUCACCAUGUUGCUUAUUGAAUCAGAGCAUAAACUUUGAUCUGGAUGAUUGAUCUUGAAUUAUUGCCGCUCCCAACCUGUUGCCUCUGAA
Carica papaya (papaya) is the source of this 1034-nucleotide messenger RNA. NCBI's taxonomy places the organism in Eukaryota, Viridiplantae, Streptophyta, Magnoliopsida, Brassicales, Caricaceae. The record is from RefSeq and is a predicted model, not a curated record.